CUAAACAAAGGCUUACAAUAUUCCGUGCCGUCGAAGAAAGCAGACGUGUGUUAAGAAAGUGAAAAGUGCACAAUUUUUGGCUCACUGCUCAAGUCCACAUAUAUAAGCAAGGAAGAAAAAUCAGCAUCAGCAUCUCAAUGGAGAACCCAGGAAUACUACUGUCUCCACCUGCAACGCCACCGUUGUUGGAUACCAGCAUCGGCAAGGAUCCCAAGACUUCCACCGAUGUGAAGCAAGCGCUUAAGCGUAAACUAGAGCAGCACCACAACAACCACCAGUUACCGGCGGGCCGUGCCCAUCCGGAAAUGCUCACCAAAGGCUUCACCACACCCAACCACUCAGAUAUGUCGGAGGAUGAAUCUGAUCUGCCCCCGCGGAAGCGCCUGUACGUGCGCGAUCCGGUCCAGCUGGAGCAGCACUAUCAUCACACCCUCCUACCUGCUUCCCUUACUCCACCUCCGUCGGAUUUCUCCGCCUCCGAGGACGAGAACACAAAGUCCUGCGAGGAGUCAGAGUCCAACGCCAAACACUCGGCGGCUCCUCUGCAGCGCGAGAGUGUCAUCAUGCGUAUCAACAAAGACGGUUCCUGUACCGCGGCGGCAAAGGAAACCAAAGAGGAAACGGCCGAUGGCAGUGCGCUGAACGUGUUCCGUUGCGUCAAGUACAAAAUGGGACGUCGAUCACCAUCGGACAAGCAAUCCGAGUCGGUGGAAUCAUCGGCGAAAGCCGAUGCUGCUGUUACGACAAACGAUCGCAUCACAUCCCGAGAGAGCGUCUCCGCGGCGCAACAAAGUGGCGCCCCUUCUCGGCUAUCCGAGCAGUGCCAGAAUUACGUUGUACCUGCUGUUCCCGCUGUUGUACCUGUCGCGUUACCACCAACGAUUGCGGCCGCCGCCCCUAAGCCCCCGCAGCCGUUCAAGCCACAAACCUCGCUCCCUGUGAUAGCUCCCAAGAUCCCGCAGCUGAUACUCGCCACCCAGAAUGGGUUCAUCCUGGUGCCACCACAAAUCUCACAGAACCUGCUGUCGUCCAGCGGCGCCGGCAAGACAAUUCUCGUGCCCCAGGGCGCAGCGGGAACAGCUUCAGCCCCGCAACUCGUCGGGUCGUCCACCAGCCCGCAGAAACCGGAACGACGCCGAAUCUACGAGUGCGAACAUCCCAACUGUGGCAAAAACUACUUCAAAUCCAGCCAUCUGAAGGCCCACCAACGCAUCCACACGGGCGAGCGUCCGUUCAUAUGCAAAUGGGCCGACUGUGGGCGUCGAUUCUCGCGCUCCGACGAACUGUCACGUCACAAGCGCACCCACACCGGAGAGAAAAAAUUCGUCUGCCCCGUUUGCCAGCGCCGCUUCAUGCGUUCGGAUCACCUGUCCAAACACGUCAAACGUCACAACAAGGACAAAAGUCAGAAGCAGCAGCAGCAGCAGCAGCAGCCAUCAAAGCAAUCGCAGGCUGCCCCCGCCGAGUUGGUCCGCUCGAUUUAUCCCAUUUCGGUGUUCCAACCAACGCAGGAUGCCGUUCCGGUGCAGUUUGUCACCGUCGCUCCGGCCGACAUUCGCGUGCAACCGGUUUUCUAAGCCAUCGUUCGGUGUUUUUGUGCGGCGCUUCCCUCGGCACCGAAAAGCUAAUUGUACAUAUUCGGAACUGACUAGAUUUUAACCUCCCUCUGUUUGCUAUUGUUUGUGGUGUCCCUUCAACACUUUCCUGAAAACGCUCAUUCCAAAAGUACGGUAAAUACAAUUCAAACUAAUAUAUGUUGUUCGGAAUGGAAUGAUUGUGGAAUUGUGAAUCGCUGCGAGAGAGAAAAAAAAAGCAAAAGUUUGUUUUAUCGUUAGCAACCUAUUCCUCUGGGGACUUUCACACGCAGAUAAUUUCGUUAUCAUAAUAAUUUUGAGUUUAACGCGUUUUUUGUAAUAUAUAAAAUACAUCUGUGAUCUUUUUAAAUUUACAUUAAAUUUAAGAACAACUCGUCGUUCAAUUAAUUGUGUAAAGUCUUAGUUAUUUAUUGAAAAACAUCGUGAGAGCGUGAGAGAGCGAGUUUAAGUUUUAAGGAGAGAACCUGUUCGUUCAAAUUGUUGAACCGUUAGAGAAGAAGAAGCAUUGUUUUACUUGUUCACUAUAUGUCAUAAGAAUGGAAAGAUUGGAAAUGAAAAGAGAUAAGCUAUGGAGAAAAAAUACAAAAUCUAUCAACUACACACACAAAAUCAGAA
Messenger RNA from Toxorhynchites rutilus septentrionalis, 2210 nucleotides. RefSeq names its product Krueppel-like factor 10. The record is from RefSeq and is a predicted model, not a curated record. Gene Ontology annotation, molecular function: DNA-binding transcription factor activity, RNA polymerase II-specific; RNA polymerase II cis-regulatory region sequence-specific DNA binding. NCBI's taxonomy places the organism in Eukaryota, Metazoa, Arthropoda, Insecta, Diptera, Culicidae. Bases 138 to 1577 code for a protein of 479 amino acids. The transcript has 2 exons. Gene Ontology annotation, biological process: regulation of transcription by RNA polymerase II.